UGGUUCUUUCCCCCACUAUGUAAUAUAAAAUUUUCAGCUAUAAAAGUCUCAUGUUUUAGCCAGUUCGUUGUUAUAAUAAUGUUUACAAUAUUAUUAAUUUGAUCAAUUCAUUUCGUAAAGUGUUUAUUGUAAAUAUUUAAUUAUUAUUAAGAUGUCAAAGACUGUAUUUGUUUCUGGUGCCAAUGGGUUCAUUGCUUCUCAUACUGUGGGUUUAUUAUUAGAUCAAGGUUAUACUGUUAUUGGUUCAGUUAGAAGUGAAGCUAAAGGUGCUUCUUUCAAGAAAGCUUUAAAAACUGAUAAAUUCUCUUAUGUUGUUAUCCCUAACAUUGCUGAUGUUGGUGCUUUCGAUAAUGUAUUGAAGGAAAAUCCUCAAAUUUCUGCUUUCUUACAUAUUGCUUCUCCAUUCCGUUUUAAUGUUGAAAGUCCAGAAAAUGAUAUUUUAAUUCCUGCAAUUGAAGGUACUAGAAAUGUAUUGAAUUCCAUUAAGAAGUAUGCUCCUCAAAUAACUAGAGUUGUUAUUACUUCUUCUGAUUGUGCUGCAAGAGAAAAUGAUGAUAGAGAUCCAAGCAUUGUUCUUGAUGAAAGUGUUUGGAGUAAAGCUACAUUUGAAAGUUCAAAACAUGACUUGGUUCCUGCUUAUCUUGGAUCUAAGCCUUUGGCUGAAAAAUUGGCCUGGGACUUUGUUAAAAAUGAAAAGCCAAACUUCAAAUUAGUCACUGUUUUACCAAGUUACACAUUUGGUCCUCAAUUAACUGAUGAAUUAGUUUCUCCAGACUUGAACAAUUCUUCUAAAGUCAUUGAAUCUAUUCUUCAACUGACUCCAGAAUCAGUGUUACAUAAUCACACUGGUAGUUGGAUCGAUGUUAGAGAUGCUGCAAAGGCUCAUAUUGUUGCUUUACAAAGCGAUGAAGCCGUUAAUCAGAGAUUAAUUUUAUCCUCAAGUAGAUUUACUUCUCAAACUAUUACUGAUAUCAUUAUCAAAGACUUCCCACAAUAUAAGGGUAAGAUUUUUGAAGGUGUUCCAGGUGCUGAUGUUGAAGAAGUAAAGACUUUCCAAACAUUGAAUUACUCAAAAACCAACAAUAUCUUAGGAUUUAAAUUUAUUCCUAUAAAGAAAACAGUUGAUGACAGUGUUUCUCAAUUAUUGAGAGUUAGAGGUGCUUGAAUGGGUCGAAAUAAUAAAAUAGACAGGUAUAUAUUAAUAAAAGUUAACCAAAAUGAAAUAAAUAACGCGAUACAAUCGAAGAAUAAGACUCGUAGACAGACAAAUACAGACUUCAGCUCUUGACAUAUUUUCCAAAGUUAUCACCUAAUUCUGCUCUUAAUAACAUUCUUUUAACCAGAACUCCAUAGCGAUACCCAUUCAAAGUACCUUUACUUCCAAGUACUCUAUGACAAGGAACUAUUAUUGCAAGUUUAUUGGAACCAAUGCAAUUUCCAAUGGCUCGACUCGACAGGGCCAGCUUAUUCAAAUCUUUAGCAACAGUUGAGUAGUUUGUUACUUCGCCAAAGGGAACAUUAUCAACAAGAUGAGUCCAAACUUUUCUUUGGAGUUGUGUUCCAAAUAUGAA
This is a messenger RNA of Scheffersomyces amazonensis, 1571 nucleotides long. Its product is annotated as SDR family oxidoreductase. NCBI's taxonomy places the organism in Eukaryota, Fungi, Ascomycota, Pichiomycetes, Serinales, Debaryomycetaceae. The transcript has a single exon. The record is from RefSeq and is a predicted model, not a curated record. Gene Ontology annotation, molecular function: oxidoreductase activity, acting on the CH-OH group of donors, NAD or NADP as acceptor. The coding region runs from base 152 to 1165 and encodes 337 amino acids.